CCAUUGGCUGCGGCCGCGGGAAGAUAAAAACCAGCGUCCAGGGCACCGGGAGUUAACUAUUCGAACCGGACCGGCGAACACCACCCAGCUCCACCCUAGCUUCACCGAUCGAUUGCUGCGAGCAGGAUCUCUGGGAGGGCCGGGGCGGGACCAUGGAGGACGGAUUCAUGUAUGAAGAUUACGAGAACACGGCACAAUGGCUUCUCUCUCAUACCAAGCACCGGCCCGAAGUAGCAGUGAUCUGUGGUUCUGGGUUAGGAGGUCUGGCUGACCAAUUAACUCAGGCCCAGGCCUUUGACUACAGCGACAUACCCAAAUUUCCCCGAAGCACAGUACCAGGUCAUGCUGGUCGACUGGUGUUUGGAUUCCUGAAUGGCAAGGCCUGCGUGAUGAUGCAGGGCAGAUUCCACAUGUAUGAAGGAUACUCACUCUGGCAGGUGACAUUCCCUGUGAGGGUUUUCCGCCUUCUGGGAGUGAAUACACUGGUCGUCACCAAUGCAGCUGGAGGGCUCAACCCCAAGUUUGAGGUUGGAGACAUCAUGCUGAUCCGUGAUCAUAUCAACCUACCUGGUUUCUCUGGUCAGAACCCUCUCAAAGGGCCCAAUGAUGAAAGAUUUGGAGAUCGUUUCCCUGCCAUGUCUGAUGCUUAUGACCGGAAUAUGAGGCAGAAGGCUUUCAGCGUCUGGAAAGAAAUGGGGGAGAAGCGAGAGCUCCAGGAAGGCACCUAUGUGAUGCUGGCGGGCCCCAAUUUUGAGACUGUGGCAGAGUGUCGCCUGCUGCAGAAGCUGGGAGCAGAUGCUGUUGGCAUGAGCACAGUACCAGAAGUUUUAGUUGCUCGGCACUGUGGACUUCGAGUCUUUGGCUUCUCACUCAUCACUAACAAAGUCAUCACAGAUUAUGAAAGCUUGGAGAAGGCCAACCAUCAGGAAGUUCUGGAGGCCGGGAAACAAGCUGCAAAGAAAUUGGAGCAUUUUGUCUGCCUUCUCAUGGCUAGCAUUCCACACUCUGACAAUGCCUAGUAACCACUCCUGGAGGGGUUGGGUGCCUCCCUGAUGGAAUCCAAGUGGCUACUACCUGCUCUGGCCUCUUGCUGGUGUCACGUGCCUCAAUGCUUAGGUAGCAGAAAGAAAAUGAGCUCUCUGUCUUUCACAUUCCCUACUUUCUCCUACCAGGCAAGUCCUCUUGCUCUGUCAUCUUCUCAAAGCACUUUUUCUACCCUGUUCUGGAAUAACUGGAGCACAGUGCCCUACCACACCUGGGGACAUGCCCGUGAUUCAACACACACCUUUGAACUCCUGACAGUUGCUGUUACUAGCUCUGUGAAAUGACACUCUCAUGUUCUGGGGCUCUGUUCUGCCUCACAGCACUAGAGAGCAAAUAAGGACCAGCUCAUACACCAUAAUACUUUGAGAAUAAAGAGAUGAAAUUAUUUUUUUACUCUUGUGCAACUUGGGAUGAGGCUGGAGCACAGGCCAAGAUUGACACAAAUUGUUGUAAGACCCCAAUCUUCUGUGAGUAUCUCCUUCUCAGACUGAGAUGAGGCAGUGUGUGAGCAUCAAAGAAUGAAGGAAAGGUGGAAUGGUAGAGGAUGUCGCAGCCUUAAUUGCAGCCUUCUUUAUUAAACAUUGUCUAGUCCUUAUCCUUUUCCUUGAAUUCCUUCUCCCCUAGUUUGUAUAUUCUCACAGGAUGGUGCAGCUACCCCUUGUCUGCUUCCAGCCAGCCCACUGCUGACUCCAUUCUUUCCUGCCAGCCCCAGGAAAACCUGUGAAACUGACUCAUACUCAGCGUCUCAUGGAGCACCUGCUUUCCUCCUACUGCUUUUGUAUGAGUUUUGCUCUUUUACUUGGUCAAACCUCACUGUGACUCCAUAUUCAAGCAUACUUGUUUCUUGGCUCACCACAUGCUUUUGCUUAUCAGCUUACAUUCAGCUGCCUGACAUGUUUGGAAAUCACAUUACCCUCCCAGGCCUAUCUACAUUUAAGAAAGGGUCAGGGUGAGAACUCUUUCAAAUUAUCCUGUAUUUAGUAAUUGAUAUAUUUAGAUGAACCCAGCCCAAAGAAAAACUAUCCUGAAGUGGGCAUAUGGCUACCAUUCUUUGUAUCUCUAGAUACCAUUUAACUCUCCUUGGACCCCCAGACAAUCUGCCAGAAAGUGUUACUUGUCUCCAGCUUUGAAGAAAGUACUGUGCUUCCUUAGGAUAUCAUUAUAACUCGUUCAUGUAAUGAGAUGGUUUACAGCUGUUUUAAGCCUUGAAUAUGUCUUCAUACAGUAUUUGGCUAAUAAAAUGCUAAAUGAGAAUAUAAAAA
Messenger RNA from Cavia porcellus (domestic guinea pig), 2306 nucleotides. RefSeq names its product purine nucleoside phosphorylase (gene Pnp). The transcript is spliced from 6 exons. The coding region runs from base 153 to 1019 and encodes 288 amino acids. Lineage: Eukaryota; Metazoa; Chordata; Mammalia; Rodentia; Caviidae. Gene Ontology annotation, molecular function: purine-nucleoside phosphorylase activity. Gene Ontology annotation, biological process: nucleoside metabolic process. The record is from RefSeq and is a predicted model, not a curated record. Gene Ontology annotation, cellular component: cytoplasm.